AUGCAUAUUCCCAACUAUGUUGAGCUUAACCAACUUCAGGGAGCUCACUACGCUAUCCUAGCUGGUGCACUUCGCAAUAUUCUCAACACUGAUAUCGCACUCAUAACAUACGCCCAGAUCAUCGAUGGCCUUCCGACUGCUGAUGUUGCUUGGGAUCAGUACGCAAACAAACGACACCCAGAUCAUCCAGUAAAUAACCACAAAACCCUCUGCAAUGGAGUGUUGGAGAAGGCAAAGGACUUCCGGGCAAACUUCGCCAUGGGUGAUGUGAAGGUGGACCUUGAGAAACUUGAUAGAUAUAAGAAAACCGAUCCUUCUUCCCGAUCAUUCGGACUGCGUCUCAUCGAGAUGACAGCUUGUACUCUGCACCAAAUCGCCGUUCUAUUGUCGCAAAUGGAAAAGCUCCAUGACCCUAGCACAACUAAUGGCUAUGAUAUCGAAGGCACUACUAAGUGGGAGCGUCCCCCAGACCAGUGGGUUCGUACUACACCAUGGCCCACGAUGUUUAUCAAGACAAACUUCACCGCAUAUGAACAGUACCCUCACGGAAUUGAUGAAAUUGUUGGUUACUGGGCGGAGAAUCGCAUUCUGGGUGGUGUGGUUCUUUUCGACCAUUCCCAGUCGUGGGAGGCUGACGACGAGCCAAAUGUGUACUUCAUAUGCACACGCGCAAACGUUACUUUCCGGGUUUGUCAACUUCUUGAUGAUCAACAAUCGACCUUACUUGCCUUUCUCCUGGCAGACAGUGAGGAUGCACCUGCCCUCUAUCCUCUACCGAUUCUUCCAGGACCUCAAAACCGACAACGAAUCGAUCCAUCUGAGGCCAUUCCAAUCCACAAGGUCUACAGGGACGAAUGGGAAAGGAACCCGCCUCGGUCAAAGUUGAGAAUGCAACGAUUCAUGAGGUCACGUGCAAAGAAUUCGCUGGACUAUCCAGAGAUAGACGUAGAUGAAGAGAUUGAGAGGCUGAAUCGGAUGUGA
Fusarium sp. VM40 is the source of this 981-nucleotide messenger RNA. NCBI's taxonomy places the organism in Eukaryota, Fungi, Ascomycota, Sordariomycetes, Hypocreales, Nectriaceae. The record is from the annotation of a GenBank genome assembly.